Labrus bergylta (ballan wrasse) is the source of this 1159-nucleotide messenger RNA. RefSeq names its product distal membrane arm assembly component 2 like (gene dmac2l). The record is from RefSeq and is a predicted model, not a curated record. NCBI's taxonomy places the organism in Eukaryota, Metazoa, Chordata, Actinopteri, Labriformes, Labridae.
UGCGUCACGGUGCUGAACGUAAACAGUCCGGUCUGUUGGUCGACAGGUGAAGGUUGUGUGUGAUUCCUCCGUGUUUCAAUCCUCGUUUCUCUUCAUUUGUUUUCUCUAAAAGUUUAAUCUCAGAGGAAUGAGGCUGCUGUGGAGGACGCUGCAGACUGCGCAUGCUCAGAGGGAGCAGAGCCGCAGACACUUCUGGGGAUGGCUCAAUGCAGUCUUCAACAAGGUGGACUACGAGAGGAUCAAAUCCAUCGGUCCUGAUCGAGCUGCAGCGGAGUGGCUCCUGAGAUGUGGAGCCAAAGUCCGGUUUCAGGGUUUCGAGCGCUGGCAUCAGGACUACAACGGGCUGCCAACGGGGCCCCUGGGCCGAUACAAGAUCCAGGCCAUCGACGCCACCGAGUCCUGCAUCAUGUACCGAGGCUUUGACCACCUGGACGGUUUGGAACAUGUGGAGGAAAUAAAGCUGAUCAAAUGCGUGUACAUCGAGGACGCCUGCCUGGAGCGGCUGAGCGCCAUCCAGAACCUGCAGGACAGUCUGAACACGAUGGAGGUGGUGUCGUGUGGGAACGUGACGGAUAAGGGCGUCAUCGCUCUGCACAGACUCAGGAAUCUGGAGUCUCUAUUCCUCAGCGACCUUCCUGGCAUCAGUGACAGACAGACGACGCUGGACAGACUGCAGACGGCUCUGCCACGCCUCGACAUCACUCUGGACCUGGACUGAACGACAAACAUGGACGUUCUCUUUGAGGGUAAAGAAGGAUGCUUUAGAUUAAACGUGAAGAGGACUGAUGACAUGAGCGUCAUGAUGAACAGUAGGACGCUGUGAACGAGGUCGACUGAGCGAGGACGACUGAACGAUGGCGACUUAACGAGGGCGACUUAACGAGGGCGACUGAGCGAGGGCGACUGAGCGAGGGCGACUGAGCGAGGGCGACUUGACGAGGGCGACUGAGCGAGGGCGACUGAGCGAGGGCGACUGAGCGAGGGCGACUUGACGAGGGCGACUGAGCGAGGGCGACUGAGUGAGGGCGACUGAAUGAGGACGCUUCAGGUGAAAGGGGAAAUGAAGACACUACGUGUUCCUGACGGAGUGAACUGACAUUGAUUUAUUUGAACAUGAAAGUGUUACAUUUUAUUGCUCAUUAAAGAAACACAAAAACAA